CAAUGGGAAGAAGAGCAAAUCAUAAAGGUUAAAUUUAAGCAGCUUCUGAUAUGCAUAUAACAACAUGGUCAAAAGAAUUAACUAAAGGAGCAUAGGAAUGUUCUGAAUCUUGUCCAGAACCACCUCUUAAUUGUCGACAUGUAUAGACAAAUUUUAUAUAGUACAAAGCUUAAUAAGCAUUUUUGAUUCAUAAAUAACGUGUCUAUUCAGAUAAUUAAGUUACAGAUCCUUAUUUGAUUUUAAAUGAAUGGAUGUAAUCAAAAUAAUAUGCUCAACAAUUACUUUAAUCAAUGCUUUUUUAAAUUGGAUGUGGGAGAGCAAUUAACUCUAAUUUAGGUGAUUAUACACAAUAUAUUGUAUGCUAUUUUGAUUUUGUAAGGAUUUAAUCAUGAAUCUUUUAGCCAAAUCAAUUAGAACCAUAUAGACCAAGUUCAUCUUUAAAUGUUGCUAAUUCAUGCAGAUUGGGAAGAUCUUCAAGUUAUAUAGGUUUAUGUGUUUCCCCUUAUUAAAAACUUUAGGGAAUGAUGCAAUUAAGAUAGAUUCAUAAAGAAAGCC
Messenger RNA from Paramecium sonneborni, 555 nucleotides. The record is from the annotation of a GenBank genome assembly. Lineage: Eukaryota; Ciliophora; Oligohymenophorea; Peniculida; Parameciidae.